Messenger RNA from Vanessa atalanta (red admiral), 982 nucleotides. Its product is annotated as achaete-scute complex protein T3-like. The record is from RefSeq and is a predicted model, not a curated record. The transcript has 2 exons. Gene Ontology annotation, cellular component: RNA polymerase II transcription regulator complex. Gene Ontology annotation, biological process: positive regulation of transcription by RNA polymerase II. Lineage: Eukaryota; Metazoa; Arthropoda; Insecta; Lepidoptera; Nymphalidae. Bases 160 to 876 code for a protein of 238 amino acids. Gene Ontology annotation, molecular function: RNA polymerase II transcription regulatory region sequence-specific DNA binding; DNA-binding transcription factor activity, RNA polymerase II-specific; protein dimerization activity.
GCUCACUUGUGCGUGAAGCUCCGGUGCCGUCGCUCGCGCUCGCCUAAACCGAAAGCUCCCACAAAGCCUUUCUUUACGCGCCGGCUAGUGCUUUCCCGAACGCCGCGCGGAUCAGUUGUGUGCUCUUAUCUCCCGCGAACGCUCGCGCAAACACGUAAAAUGUUACAAGAAAUACAAUUAGUUCAAGGUCAAACCAACUACGUAGUCGUAUCCUCCGGCUACCCGUCUGCGACUGUAACGAAACCAGCACUGGAAAAAAGGAUUGUACCGAUUGCCCCAGCUCCGGAAAAAAAUUAUGUCACUCACGACACGCCGCCCAACCAACAAUACAGAAAGAAGGUGCAUUUUAGAACGAACCCUUACACCGGACCUCAGGCUGUGUCCAUUGCGAGGCGUAAUGCACGUGAAAGGAAUCGCGUGAAGCAAGUAAACGAUGGAUUCAAUGCACUUCGUCGUCACUUGCCAGCCUCCGUAGUGGCCGCCUUGUCUGGUGGCGCCAGACGGGGAUCUGGAAAGAAACUCAGUAAAGUCGAUACAUUACGGAUGGUCGUUGAGUACAUCAGAUAUUUGCAACAAUUACUCGACGAAAGUGACGCUGCAUUAGGAAUCACACGUGACCAAGAAAAUAGAGAAAAUAUUCCAAGUAGCAAUUCGCAAAGUAUGAAUUCGCUGUCGGAUAUGGACGAUGGUUUCUUCUACGGAAGCAGUUCCCCGUGCUCGGAGAAAGCGAAUUCCCCUGCGCCUUCGGAGUGUUCGUCUGGAGUUUCGUCGGCAUAUUCACCUGUCGACCGAUACGAAGUGUCAACGCAACAGACUCUCGGGCCCAUGGAUGAAGACGAGCUGCUCGACGUCAUAUCCUGGUGGCAACAGAAAUAGCAAUAACGUAUCUGAAGUGAACGAGCUGAACGAAGUUUUGUUGAAUCCCUCCGAGUAUUACUCUUUAUAGUAAAGACGAAAAGACUCUUUAUAUUUCUAGUCAAAU